This is a messenger RNA of Carassius auratus (goldfish), 2724 nucleotides long. Its product is annotated as ras-related protein Rab-8B-like. NCBI's taxonomy places the organism in Eukaryota, Metazoa, Chordata, Actinopteri, Cypriniformes, Cyprinidae. Gene Ontology annotation, molecular function: GTPase activity; GTP binding. Bases 286 to 909 code for a protein of 207 amino acids. The record is from RefSeq and is a predicted model, not a curated record. The transcript has 8 exons.
UUGUAAUUUAAAAGAAAGAAAGAAAGAAAGAAAGUCAACCUUGUGGGUGAAUUGUUCCCGUAUUGGCAACCUUGAUAGUCAUAGUGGGGCACCUACUGUUUUUUAUUAGCAGCCAUCCACACGGGAUGCAUUUCGUGAAACUACACUGACCAAUCACGCAGCAAGCACGCGCUGACGUCACACCACGAGGCUCCGCCCUUGCCAAAGACGCAUGACUUGUCUGUCAGUGCCUCGAACAAGGGAGACUGUACACUGUCAGUCAAUAAGGAAACACCGGCUCGGUAAAUGGCGAAGACCUACGAUUACCUCUUCAAACUCUUGCUAAUAGGAGACAGUGGAGUGGGAAAAACAUGUCUGCUGUUCAGAUUCAGCGAGGACGCGUUUAACACCACCUUCAUCUCCACAAUCGGAAUUGAUUUCAAAAUCAGAACUGUUGAGCUGAAUGGGAAGAAAAUCAAGCUGCAGAUAUGGGACACAGCAGGACAGGAAAGAUUUAGGACGAUCACCACGGCGUACUACAGAGGCGCUAUGGGCAUUAUGUUGGUAUAUGACAUCACCAGUGAAAAGUCAUUUGAGAACAUUAAAAACUGGAUCCGUAACAUUGAGGAGCAUGCAUCGUCUGACGUAGAGAAGAUGAUCCUCGGAAACAAAUGUGACAUGAACGACAGGAGACAGGUGUCCAAAGAGAGAGGAGAGAAAUUGGCAAUUGAUUACGGGAUCAAGUUUUUGGAAACAAGUGCAAAAACCAGCGUAAAUGUCGAAGAGGCCUUUUUCACCCUUGCUAGAGACAUUAUGGCUCGACUUAGCAGAAAAAUGAAUGAAGGUGGUCAAGGAGAUCGUGGAGGGCCGGUGAAGAUCUCAGAGAAGCGCUCGAAAAAGCACAGCAUCUUUAAGUGUGCUCUUCUGUAACACUUUUACGGCAAGUGUAUACAGUACGUUCACUCGCUGUGUGUCUGCAGCAGCCAGAAAUGCUCUGCUGGUAUAAGAUAUCACACGAGCACCUGCAAAGAGCUGGACUAUCAGGCUUAAGAACAGAUGAAGGUUCUUCUUUCCAAGCCCUUAAAGUCAAGAUGGAACAGAGGAACGAUGCAGUUUUGAGAGAUUUAGUCAGUUCACUCAGUGGUAGAGUCACAAUGGGAAACGUUUCCAUUGUUGUGUGGUGAUAAUCGUGAUGAUUGUGUCAAAAGAUGAUGGAUCAAAUACAAAUGUUUUUUUUUUUGUGUGUGUUAUUGUAAAAUAUUCUUAUAUGGACACAGCACGUGCUGUCUUAAAACAUUUGCUGCUGAAGGCUUAGAUGUAUCAUGUACAGUAUUUCUGAAUUAGUCAGUGAAUCUGCCUUGUUGUAAUAUGUGUCUUUUAUACAGUAUACACACUGUGUUCUUGCACUGGUUAAAAAAAUUUAAUAGAGAAAAUCUGUAAAAGGCCAUUUUUAUGACCCCAGUGGGUUAAAAGCACUUGUGUUUUCAAUGAGCCCUCCUCACAGGCACGUCCAUGUAUAGCACAGACGGACAUCCAUCCAUCUGCAGGAAGGUUUCAAAGAACGAACAUGAUUGCUGUAGAGCAAGAUGGGUGAAGGAACAUCUUCAGGUCCGGUAUCAAAGGGAACACGUCUUACUUGCCAAAAUCACAGUCACCCAUAGAAGAUGUGUGUCCUGACAAAGCUAAACCUGUGAAAUUGUUCCUGUGUUGUACUGUAGAAGUAUAGCGUAUAUAUUCUAAUUCAGUCUAGCACUUAUUUGUGACAAUUUGUGACCUUUUUUGAAUAUGAAAAUGAUCAUUAACUAUUUAAUUAGCAUUUAAAUUGAUGUUUUAAUUUGAAAACAGUCUGCUUGGCCAUGUGAAAUCAAGUAUAGAGACUAGCGUCUUGUGUCAGUGCUACAGUAUGUUUUGUAUUUUGUAAAACAGGAUAGCCACUAACGCAUGUUUAUAAAAACUUAUUAACGAAAACUGACCUUUCCUAUUCCAACUUGAUAUUUUUAAUUUGAGCUCUUUUUCAUUUUUUAUUCAAUGACAUCCAGUGCAUACGGUUACAUACUCAAUGUACAAGCAACCAUUAUUUACUGUUUACAAUCUUUCACCAUAGGCUCUUAAAAGAAACACACUGUUGCCAAAAAGUGGUAUUUUGUGCUUUUAAAAAUUUUAUUUUAUUUAAUUCUUUGCUUGUAAUGUGAUUGUCUAGUUGUUUUAGUCAAAGAUUGCAGGGUGAAUGCAACUGGUUAAUUCAGCAUGCGUGAGACAUUUUCGGUCUACUGUUUAAACUGCACUAAUAGUUGUAUCAGAAGAAGUAGCAUAGAUUACAGCAAUAAAACGUCCCCAUUUGGGAAUUGUCUCCUCUGACUACUUGUGCUGAUGUUGGGGACCUUAAUGCCUUGUUACUGGAUCUACUGUAUUAAUCUGAGUUGGACUGUUUGAAUCUUCAAAAUACAUUUUUGGCGAUUGUCAUUUCACUUUGACAAAUGUAGCAUACCAUGACCACCGAUAUUCAGAUGGGACCAUUGCUAUGCAUGUAUUUUCUUUCAUAUUUGUGAUUGUAUGACCGAAGUUUUAAGAGGUGACACUGUGUAAUUGGACUAUAUAAUGCGACCUGUUUGCUGAAAAUCUACAGUAUGCUUAUUUAAACGUUGAAACCUUAACAAAGAAAAUGUGAACAAGAAUUUGAAGUGUGGUUUUAUUAACUGUAGACUUUUAUACUACAUAUAACCAAAGUAAAUACUGUAUAAACUU